GACACUAGCUGAGGGUCGAUAAUCACGGAAGUGAACGAGUUACAGUAGGUGCAGCUGUAUACAGGAUACUCCACGAUCUGAUUGUCUGCAGAUGUAGCUAGACUACACUACAAUGUGCUAGGCAUCUCUCGAUCCUUGUGUCUACUGGGAGAGCUUGGAAUGGACAUUGUGAUCCUUUGUAGUUGUAGGCACAAUAAUCUCUCAGAUUCCCUGUAGGUGAAGGCCGAAAUGUCCGGGUGGGGACAAUAUCUGGCCAGGUUCACCUAUGACCUUAUCUUCUUUAGCAAUGACGUCCAAACAACCACCAUCGCCAUGGCAAUCACAGGUUCCCUGUGUUGUUCCAUCCUGUGGGCCAUCAUCCAUGUCGUCACACUCAUCCAUAACCCUUCUGUAAACAGUGACCCAAAGUCUGCCGCCACCACACCCACUGAGUUAGCUCCCCUGCAUGGCUUGACCCAGAUGACCCAGAGAUCACUGAUGAGCACCUGCCUAGAUGUUGUGUGUAUCAGAUGUGGUCGCCUGAUGUCGAACCAGAAGUGUCGGUAUGGGAUGUGCUCCGGAUGUUGCCUGGGGCGACAGCAGUGUCGUGUGCAUCAGCCUCAGGUCAUGUCAGACUCAGUCAGUAUGGGGCUCCGAAUCUCUGGCCCUAAAGGAAUCGAUCUCAGCAACAGCUGUAUGGGCAGUGUCCCUGAGCGUCUAGGAUUUGUCGGUGCCCAGCUGACCUACCUCAACCUGUCCUGCAACAGUCUCACCCAACUCCCACCAGAUAUCGGCUGUCUCCAGGGGCUGCGAGAACUACAGCUCAAUGGCAAUCAGCUCACCCACAUUCCAUCCUCAUUAGGGAGUCUACAUCAGCUGACAGAGCUGAAUCUACGACACAACCAGCUGACUGACAUUCCAGAUUCUCUUCUACACCUGCCUAGUCUGAAACACCUGAAUGUGGAGCACAACCAGCUGACCAAUCUGUCCCCAGGGAUCAGUCAUCUCUUGCUCCUGGAGGAGCUCUACAUAGGAUAUAACUGUCUCACAUCUUUACCAAGUGCAAUAGGAAAACUUUUUAAUUUAAAGGUGCUGUCUGUCCGCCAUAACAAGAUGGCCACCAGUCUACCCAAAAGUAUUGGUCAGCUGAUCUGUCUCCAGCAGCUGGACGUAGAGGACUGUGAUUUGUCGUGCCUGCCGUCCACCUUAGGGAGAUGCAUGUCACUGCACACACUCAAGCUGUGUCACAACAGACUGAGUUACCUCCCCUACCAGCUGGCUCAGCUGCAGCAGCUGCAAGAGUUGUAUGUGACGGACAACCGUCUUUCAUCAUUCCCAGCUGCCAUGGAAAACAUGGCAAUCAAAAUGUUUGAAGUUUCAGGCAACCCUCUAAUCACAGGGGAUACUGCUGUUAUUUCAUCCAAUGAAACGACACCAACAGGGGUCUUAACAUUCCCUCCUCUCGUUGAAAUAGUUGCCCGGCAAAUAGUAUUAAAGAAAAUAGGACGCCGCCAUCUUCUUCCUGAAUUCUUGCAAGAUUUCCUGCACACCAGGAAGCAGUGCAGCCAUUGUAAACAACCUGUUUUCCACUAUCACCACACAACAAUCCGCCAUGGAAUCAUCGGAACAUACCGCAUCAAGGUGCCUCUCAAAGAAACUCUGUGUGCUCCCCAUCUGGCCAACAAAUGUCCAGUUUUGUGAAAAAACUUGCUACAAUUCCAUGAAGUUAUGAAAAUUAUGUCUGUAUUUUUGUAAAAGGUGUGAAAGAAUGUGCUUGACUGGAGAAAAGGGGAGUGCUUUAAUAGUCGUCUAAGGUGCUGCAAUCUGCUGUGCAGAGUUGCCUCCCUUGAUUGAUCCAGAAACAUGGUGCAAGAUUCAGUUUGAUUCUGUUUAUGGGUUUAUCAACAUCGUACCUGUUCUUGUGAAUUUUACCAAAGUGGUAAAUAUCUGAGACCUAAUUAGGGAUUCCCUCCAACAUCAUGCUGAUACACCGUGAUAUAAAUAAGGAAUUUCAUUUCACUAUGAAUAGUGAAUAACAUACAUGAGAAAACCUCACAAAGAACUAGAUCAGAGCAUCACAACAGGUGGAUCUAAACUGGUAGAUGUCUGAUCUCCCCCACAUUGAGGGUCAUGUCUCUAGGGUCCAAUAGCUGUUACAGGAAGACAGGGCCACAGUCAGGGUUGACCAGUCAGUGAACAAUGAUGGCUCUGAAGAUGGCUCCCAACAUUCCAUCUGUGUUACAUGUCAUGUACUGUGCAUGUUGCAGACCAAAACUGACAAAUACUUCAGAUGUCUUCUUCUGUAAUUGAAAUAGUUUAUGGAGGAUAAAAUUGCCUGUUGGCUUUUAUCUAUUUUCCUUUCAUAUUGGGCUAGAACAAGGUAUUUACAUGUCUUAUAGACAAACCAACCCUAAAUCUUUUAAAAGUGAAAACAUGUUACUGUAAAAAUGCUGUUUGAGAAAGAAAAACAUUUUCUGCAUUUUUGUUUAAACUUUUACAGAUUCAAUUUUUUUAUGUUUUUGGGGUGUUUUUUUAUACUUCUUGAAAAUCAGUAAGAAAAGAAAAUGGAUCAGGAUGGUGUAGUACUUGAAACUUGUGGCACUACACACUGAACA
This is a messenger RNA of Haliotis rubra (blacklip abalone), 2594 nucleotides long. Its product is annotated as leucine-rich repeat protein soc-2-like. The transcript is spliced from 13 exons. Gene Ontology annotation, molecular function: protein binding. The record is from RefSeq and is a predicted model, not a curated record. NCBI's taxonomy places the organism in Eukaryota, Metazoa, Mollusca, Gastropoda, Lepetellida, Haliotidae. Bases 229 to 1680 code for a protein of 483 amino acids.